AUGGCUUCUGCGAAAACAGUAUCUGUGGACGAUCUUACUUGUCCCGUGUGCUGUGAAAUCUUUGGUUUUCCUGUUAUCCUGUCAUGUAGUCACAGUUUUUGUAAAGAGUGUCUUCAACAGUUCUGGAAAACCCGCAAUACUCAGGAGUGUCCUGUCUGCAGGAGAAGAUCCUCAAGAGACGAACCUCCGUGUAAUCUGGUGUUAAAAAACUUAUGCGAGUCAUUCACAGUAGAAAGUGCUUCAGGGUCUGAGGAGGUCUGCAGUCUCCACAAUGAGAAACUCAAACUCUUCUGCUUGGAUGAUGAACAACCUGUGUGUGUUGUGUGCAGAGAUUCCGAAAAACAUGUCAGUCACAGAUUCCGCCCCAUUAAUGAAGUUGUUCCAUCUUACAAGGAGCAGCUCAAAACAGCACUGAAGUCUUUAGAAGAGAAGCUUAAACACACAGAAAACAAUAAAAGAGACUGUGAUAAAACAAUCCAGCACAUCAAGACUCAGGCUGAGCACACAGAGCGGCAGAUUAAAGAGGAGUUUAAGAAGCUUCAUCAGUUUCUGCGAGAUGAAGAAGAAGCUUCAGUCACUGCACUGAGGAAAGAGGAAGAGCAGAAGAGUCAGAUGCUGAAGGAGAAGCUUGAGGAGAUGAACAGACAGAUCUCAGCUCUAUCAGACACAAUAAAAGACAUAGAGGAAAAGAUGAUGCCUCACACCAGUGAUGCCUCAUUUCUACUUCUAACUGGUGGAUGUUAUUCCAGAGCCCAGAGUUCACAGCAGGAUCCACAGAUGCUUUCAGGAGCUUUGAUUAAUGUGGCAGAUCAUCUGAGAAACCUGACCUUCAGAGUCUGGAAGAAGAUGCAGGAACUUGUUCGAAACACUCCUGUGACUCUAGACCCAAACACUGCAAAUACAUAUCUGAUUCUGUCUGAUGAUCUGACCAGUCUGAGACGCAGUGAGAUGCAUCAACCAGUUCCUGAUAACCCAGAGAGAUUUGAUGAAUAUGCCUGUGUUCUGGGUUCAGAGGGCUUUAACUCAGGAUCACACUUCUGGAACGUGGAGGUUGGAGACAAUUCAUGGUGGAUUAUUGGUGUAACCACAGAAUCAAAUACAAGGAAGGGAAGAGUUUUCUUUAACACCAAUGUCUGGUGUGUUUGGUACAAAGAUGAUGAAUAUUUCUCACAAUCCCCAGAGAAACCCAACAGUCCUUUUCCAGUUAAAGAGAAGCUUCAGAGGGUGAGAUUGGAGCUGGACUGGGACAGAGGAAAACUGUCAUUCUGUGAUCCCGUAACUAACAAACAUCUAUGCACAAUAACAACCACCUUCACAGAGAGAGUCUUUCCAUUCUUUCAUUCCAACUGUGACAACACUGUGCUUUGUAUUGUUAGUGGUUUAACAAAGUUACACAUAUAGGUGAUC
Molecule: messenger RNA, 1407 nt
Organism: Sinocyclocheilus rhinocerous
Lineage: Eukaryota; Metazoa; Chordata; Actinopteri; Cypriniformes; Cyprinidae
Product: nuclear factor 7, brain-like
Exons: 6
Coding region: 1-1401 (466 amino acids)
Molecular function (GO): zinc ion binding; protein binding
Source: RefSeq, a predicted model, not a curated record